Messenger RNA from Helianthus annuus (common sunflower), 790 nucleotides. Its product is annotated as 50S ribosomal protein L30. Gene Ontology annotation, molecular function: structural constituent of ribosome. Lineage: Eukaryota; Viridiplantae; Streptophyta; Magnoliopsida; Asterales; Asteraceae. Gene Ontology annotation, biological process: translation. Gene Ontology annotation, cellular component: mitochondrion; large ribosomal subunit. The record is from RefSeq and is a predicted model, not a curated record. The transcript is spliced from 4 exons. Bases 138 to 473 code for a protein of 111 amino acids.
CAACAAAUUAAAAUUACAAAAAAGGAAAAUAAGAAAGAAAAGGGCGAGCCCUAAUUUGUUGAAGAUCGCCGCUCACAACUACCAAACCGAUCUCUUUUCAUCCCUCCGGUUCCAUUCAGGUGGUCGGAAGACAUAAGAUGAGUGGUUUCAAAGCGUACAAAGCAUGCGUCCCGAUAGCAUGGAGUCCCAAUCUAUACAUAACCUUGGUUAGGGGAAUUCCAGGAACCAGGAGACUUCACAGACGCACUUUAGAAGCAUUGCGCUUAGGAAAGUGCAAUCGCACUGUCAUGAGAUGGAACACUCCUACUGUUAGAGGAAUGCUCCAACAGGUUAAAAGGUUGGUUGUCAUUGAGACCGAAGAAAUGUUUAAGGCACGUAAAGAAAACGAAGCAAAGCAUCGUGCCAUUCGUCCGCCGUUGGUUGUGAGCCAUCUUCCCGCUCCUGCAAGUGUUCCACCUCAACAGGCAGCCUAAUAUUCUAUGUUUUAUGAUGUUUUUGAGUAUCCGACGUUUAUUCAGAGCUGAUGUGUCAAGGGCAGUUCGAUUUAGUUGAGGUACGCCUAAAUCAUAAUUUAGAGAAAAAACUGAUUUUGUUUUUAUUUAUUCUGUGGGCAUAUUUGUAAACGCCAAGACUAAAAAAUAUGAGGUAGUUUGAUAUUAAAUGUGCUUCGCCUAACAUAGAGAAGGUCAGCUCGUUCACAUUUUUGUGGUCGUAAUAUUUUUUUUUGAACAUUUAAAAGAAUUAGCCGUCUCGGGCCAAUCUUAUAUUAGAGGUGCAAAUUAAGCAUGUA